This is a messenger RNA of Pogona vitticeps (central bearded dragon), 3257 nucleotides long. NCBI's taxonomy places the organism in Eukaryota, Metazoa, Chordata, Lepidosauria, Squamata, Agamidae. The record is from RefSeq and is a predicted model, not a curated record.
AGGAGGAGGAGGAGAAGAAGGAGGCCGAGGAGGGCCGCCCAGGACCCGGCGUUGGACUUUCGGCCCCCCCAACCGCCUUUCAAACCCCCGCUCCCCGCCGGGCCUGGCCUGCCGCAAAGAAGAUUUCUGAGUUUCUUCAGUCAGACCCUUUCCUGCAAGCUGAGAGUUUUCACCAAGUGUUUAUUUCAAGUAAGAGGAAAAAGGAGAAGCUUUUCAAAUACCAAGAGAUUUCAGCAGAAGAUAGACAAGGAUCAUUGGAAUAAAUUUUAAAUACAGUUUUGGAGUUUCUGCGGCUGACUGUCAUUACAACAUCUGCUUUAUAUCCUUAAAUUUCAGCUUUCGCUUGACAUCCCUACCUGGACAAAAGUUAUUCUUUAAGCGCUAUUUUGUACUGAUACAGUCUUAAUGUUGUAAUGAUUUAUUUCAAGGUAUAGCAGGCGCUUUGUGGUCUGUGAGGGAGUGAUUGGAACUGUAAGGAGCCCCUUAGAAGGCAGCUAUGGAGAAAAUGGCUAGGGUGACCACGGCCCUAGGUGGCAAUACUAUCACAGGACGGACUAUGUUCUGCCACCUGGAUGCCCCUGCCAAUGCAAUUAGUGUGUGUCGUGAUGCUGCCCAGGUGGUAGUCGCCGGGCGCAACAUUUUUAAGAUCUACUCCAUAGAAGAGGACCAGUUUGUGGAGAAACUGAACUUGCGUGUUGGCCGCAAGCCGUCCUUGAAUUUCAGUUGCGCCGACGUGGUGUGGCACCAGAUGGAUGAGAACUUGCUGGCCACAGCAGCCACCAACGGUGUCGUCGUGACCUGGAACCUGGGCAAGCCGUCCCGUAACAAACAGGACCAGCUUUUCACUGAACACAAACGGACAGUCAACAAAGUGUGCUUCCACCCCACGGAGGUGCAUAUGCUUCUCAGUGGCUCCCAGGAUGGCUACAUGAAAUGUUUUGACUUGCGCAAGAAAGACUCUGUUAGCACAUUCUCAGGUCAGUCGGAAAGCGUGCGUGAUGUCCAGUUCAGCAUCCGCGAUUACUUUACCUUUGCUGCAACCUUUGAGAAUGGUAAUGUCCAGCUGUGGGACAUUCGACGGCCAGACCGCUACGAGAGGAUGUUUACAGCUCACAAUGGGCCCGUAUUCUGUUGUGAUUGGCAUCCAGAGGACAGGGGCUGGUUGGCGACAGGGGGCCGAGACAAGAUGGUGAAAGUCUGGGACAUGAACACCAACCGGGCCAAAGAGAUCUACUGCGUACAGACCAUUGCCUCCGUGGCAAGAGUCAAAUGGCGGCCGGAAUGCAAGCACCACAUUGCCACGUGCUCUAUGAUGGUGGACCACAACAUUUACGUGUGGGACAUACGUCGCCCUUUCAUCCCCUCGGCCAUGUUCGAAGAGCACAAAGAUGUCACCACAGGGAUCGUCUGGCGUCAUCUCCACGACCCUUACUUCCUCCUGUCCGGCUCCAAGGAUAGCACUCUUUACCAGCAUAUCUUCAAGGAUGCCAGCCAGCCGAUUGAACGAGCGAACCCCGAAGGGCUUUGCUACAGCCUUUUCGGGGACCUGGCCUUUGCUGCCAAGGAGAGCCUCAUCGCCUCGGAUUCGAACCGCAAGCCUUACACGGGCGACAGGCGCCAUCCGAUAUUUUUCAAGCGCAAACUGGACCCCACGGAGCAGUUCGAGUUCAUCUCCUCUUCCAGCGCCCUGAGCGUCUUUGAAGCAGACACUGAGUGCGAUGCAGGCAGCAUGGACUGGUUCGUGCAGACAGCCAAGCAGUACGUGCUGACGGGGAGGCCCCUGGCCGAGCUGUGCGACCACAAUGCCAAAGUCGCCAAAGAGCUUAAGCGCAACCAGGUUGCUCAAACGUGGACGAUGCUUCGUGUCAUUUACUCUACUCCUAGUACGGUGCCGGCUGUAAAUUUAAAUCACAGCAUAGGAAAGAGCAGCUCCAGUCUCCCACUAAUGAACAGCUUUAACUUGAAAGACAUUCCAUCUGGGAUAGGCAGUGAGUCGAGGCUGGAGCGAAACAAGGGGGAAGGCCGCCCUGAAAACAUCCUCAUGGAUUCUUCCUCUACCUUGAUGAACAACGAUGAGAAUGAAGAGACCGAGGGCAGCGACGUCCCCGUGGACUAUCUCCUCGGGGACGUGGAAGGCGAUGAAGAUGACCUCUAUAUGAUGGACCAUGAGAACCAACACACCGAAGAACAAGAGUACAUCCUGCCCCAGGAGGCUUUCCCUUUGCGUCACGAGAUCGUGGACAACCCCUCGGCGCUGGACCACCUCCAGGACAAAGCAGAUUCCCCCCACGUCAGUGGCAACGAGGCAGAGACCGUCUCCCUGACCCCCGUGGAGUCCUUCUCCCUCAUCUCCAUCUCUCACUCCCUCUACGAGAACCGCCUGCCAGCGGACUUCUUCAGCCCCAUUGUGCGCAACAUGUUGCUCUUCUACGCGGAGCAGGGGGACGUGCAGAUGGCCGUAUCCGUGCUUAUCGUGCUGGGGGAUCGCAUCCGGAAGGAGAUUGAUGAUCAGGCACAGGAGCAUUGGUACACGUCCUACAUCGAUCUGUUGCAGCGUUUCCAGCUGUGGAACAUCUCCAAUGAGGUGAUCAAACUGAGCACCUGCAGGGCCAUCAACUGCCUCAAUCAGGCCUCCACCACCUUGCACAUCAACUGCAGCAACUGCAAACGGCCCAUGAGUAACAAGGGAUGGAUUUGUGACAGGUGCCGCCAGUGUGCCAGCAUGUGCGCUGUGUGCCACCAUGUGGUGAAGGGCCUAUUUGUUUGGUGCCAGGGUUGCAGUCAUGGCGGCCACCUGCAACACAUCAUGAAAUGGCUAGAGACCAGUUCUCAUUGCCCGGCGGGAUGCGGCCACCUCUGUGAAUAUACCUGAACCUAUUGGCGGUUGUGUCUGCUGGAAAGCCAGACUCACUCCACGGGCGGCUCAGAUCUGCGUCUGAGAGCCUCGUCCUUCUGGGAAGCCCUGGAGAUGCAGUUGAAGCAUUAGCUUCAUGAGAGGACUUAGUAGGUUGCAUGCCGUAAAGAGAGAACUACCUUCUUUGCUUCACAGAAAUCAGCGAAAUGCCUAACGUGUGCAGGAUUGCAGGAUUCUUCUGCGAAGCUUCACCCAGUCACCUUUUCCUAUUUAUUUUUUUACUGUGACGUAAAUGGGUUUCGUUACCACAUUUCUACAUAGAACUACUUCUUAAAAAGUCAAGAUGGCACCAGAGACCUUCGCCUCAAUUUUUAUAUUGAAAUAAAAGCAAUAGUGAAUUUUU